Molecule: messenger RNA, 1482 nt
Organism: Prorocentrum cordatum
Lineage: Eukaryota; Dinophyceae; Prorocentrales; Prorocentraceae
Source: the annotation of a GenBank genome assembly
AUGGGAACCAGGGAGCUGCGGCUGCCGCCGGCGUCCAGCCGAGCAGCUGUAGAGAGCUAUGUCUCGCGCGUGGCCCCGCAGCUGCCCCCGGACGUUGCCUUUGCCACGCUGGUGCCGUGGAGCUCUCCGCAGCGACCGAGCAGGCUCGCCACACCAGACUCUGCGGCUCAAGGCCGUUGGGACCCAGAGGGGAUCGCGGACCUGGCGUCCGAGUGCACCAGCUUGCUGGUGCCAUGCACGUUCGAAACGCGGUACGAGAAGCGGUUGAUGAAGAAGUUGUUGGAGCAGCUCGAGCCGCACCGUGACAUCUGCGUGUACGUUCUGCAGCUCCUCGAGGUCGCGGGCCAGAUCACCCGAGAGUACGUGCAGACGGUCAUGGCGCGCCACGACGCGCUCCUGGCCGUCGGUGCCAACGCUGUGCUGCUGGAUCCUACCGACAAUCCAGAUCGGCUGCUCCAGAAUCUCGACCAAGAGCGGGCUUGGUUCGAAGCGAAUGCGCUGCGUGCAAAAUCGAUGGUCGACUGCAACGACGACUAUUUCCAGUCUGUGCUGGACCAUCACCACGAGCUGCUAUGGGAGAGCGUCCCGAAAGCUCUGAUGCGAAAUUUCGACCCCAUCGAUCGCAACCUCGUGGAAACGGCCAACAGGGUGGGCGAUUACAAGAUGACCAAUCGCUUCAGCUCGAGGAGCGGGAAAGACGUCCUGCUUGCCGAGCGGAGCGAAUCCGAGAAGGUCGUCCUCAAGGUCUACAACAAGUGGGACCAUCCGUCUGCCGGGGACCUGGAGUGCAUCUACCGCGAGCUGCGGUUCCUGCGGGACGUGCUGCGGCACCCGCACAUCGCCCGCUGCACCGACAUGAACCACAGCUUCUCUCGGGUGUACUUGGUUUUCGAACUGGGGGGCAUGCAGAAUCUGCACCAGCGCCUCCUGGACCAGCCGGGGUACCGCCUCGAUCUGGAGGAUGCCGUGGACUGCACGGUGCAGGUGGCAGGAGCGCUGGCCUACUGCCACUCGCGGGACAUCGUGCACAGGCAGGUGUGUCUGGAGCACAUCGUCGUGGAGGACCAGUCCGAGGCGCCUUUCUGCCGCCUGGUGGACUUCUACCAGGCGACGCGCUGCCCAGAGGCGACACCGCUGGCCACGACGUGCGGGGACCUGCCGUGCAUCGCUCCCGAGGUGGCCCUGGAUGAGUCGUACGUCGCCAAGCCUGCGGACUGCUGGAGUCUCGGGGUGGUGCUCCUCGAGGCCGCCGGGGGCCUGGGCUCGAUGCGGCAGGCGGUCGGCUGGCCGGAGGAGGCGGAGCUGGAGCCCACGGCCAGAAGGAUCAAGAACUUCUUCUCCGGCGAGGGGAGCCACGCUCGCGCACUGGCGGUCAUGGGCGGCGUGCGCAGCGAGGCCGUGCUGGCCAACCUGUCUGCACUCCUCGAGCCGACGCCCACGGCUCGGGCGAGCAUGGACGCCAUCGCACAGUUCUCCGCCUAG